Kickxella alabastrina is the source of this 798-nucleotide messenger RNA. RefSeq lists its product as uncharacterized. The record is from RefSeq and is a predicted model, not a curated record. The transcript is spliced from 2 exons. The coding region runs from base 1 to 798 and encodes 265 amino acids. Lineage: Eukaryota; Fungi; Kickxellomycota; Kickxellomycetes; Kickxellales; Kickxellaceae.
AUGUGGGACAAUACUGGAGAAUACCCGGACGUGCUGUCGUUUGUGACUUACAGAGCCCAAUCUGCUCCCAUUCCUGCCAGACCUACUCCUGUAUAUUUGACCAAUGAGCUAUCUGUAAUUGAAAAUCUGCCUCGUCAUAUUGACAAAAUUUACUUUUAUAUUGCUGGGGACAAAGUGAAAUCAGAAAAUAUUACCAGCUUAUUUGCUCUUUCAAUUUCAUGUUAUCGCUUCCUGGAGAUUGGGAAGGACAAUACCCCGCGUUGCUUGAGCAAAAUCGCCAAGAACUCAUCGUGGGCGGGCAAGCGCAUCAUCUGCAUCGACGACUAUCCCGAAGGCUUUUUUACCGCGGAGCUCGCCGAAUUCACAGGAUCGAGGGAAAAUCUUUUGUAUUCCCGUGCCGCAGAAUUUAAGAGAUCAGUUACUGGGCCUAUUGUGAUUUCAGGUUUCGAAUCGAACAUAAUCGGAAACUUGCAACCUGAGGUGGGUAAAUCGUCAGACGCGUAUUCUAAGGCUAUCAUGCGUAACCUCAACACCAACGAGUAUGUGUUCACCAGGCCCUUCUGCGCGAGAGGCGGAUGCAUGUAUAUCAGAAGCCCGCUUAUUUCGCGCAUCAGCUGGUCAUCUAAUCCCUCGAUUUUGCUGCGCUCCGACGGCACUAUCCACUACGGUGCGUGGCCCGGCUACUGCCUCGACAUAGUCAGUGUCGACGACAUUGAUGACGAUAGUGAUGUCACCUGGAAGGAUAUCACCGAGUCCGAGCUCACUCGCAUCUCAAAGAUUUACGGCGACAGCCAUUGA